This is a messenger RNA of Eleginops maclovinus (Patagonian blennie), 2872 nucleotides long. It is a transcript of the gene med16, whose product is annotated as mediator complex subunit 16. Gene Ontology annotation, biological process: positive regulation of DNA-templated transcription. Gene Ontology annotation, cellular component: mediator complex. The record is from RefSeq and is a predicted model, not a curated record. Lineage: Eukaryota; Metazoa; Chordata; Actinopteri; Perciformes; Eleginopidae. Gene Ontology annotation, molecular function: protein binding.
CUCUCAGUAGAUCAUUACAUUACAUUAAACAUUAAACAACAGGUAAAACAUGGGAUUAAAACAACAACACCGUAUUCAAUUACAUUUCAUUAUAAUAUUUUCAGACAGGCUCAUGUGCAGACAGCUCAGUGAGCGGUGGGGUCCUCAGACUGUGUGCAGUAAACGGGCUUCUUUGUGAGGACAGUGGAUUUUUUAUAACUUCAUCUGAGUCUCUGGAGCUGAAAUAAACAGAGAUGGAGCUGGCCUAUGUGUGUGACUGGGAGAAGCGUCCUCAGAGCUCUCACUGCCCCUCCAUCCCUCUCGUCUGCUCCUGGAGCUGCAGGAACCUGCUGGCCUUCAGCACCGACCUGAAGGGCGAGGACGAGGACAAAGAAGUUAGUCACAUGAUCCACAUCAUCGACACGGAGCAUCCCUGGGACGUUUACUCCAUCAACUCGGGACACACCGAGGUCAUUUCCUGUUUGGAAUGGGACCAAUCAGGCUCAAAGCUGCUGUCUGCAGAUGGCGACGGGCAGAUUAAGUGCUGGGCGAUGUCGGAGCACCUGGUGAACAGCUGGGAGUGUCUGCACUGCAGCUCUCUGGACGGGGAUCCCAUCGUGGCCCUUAGCUGGCUGCACAACGGGGUCAAACUGGCCCUCCACGUCGAGAUGUCCGGCUCCACUAACUUCGGGGAGAAGUUUUCCCGGGUGAAGUUCUCGCCGUCGCUGACCCUGUUUGGCGGGAAGCCGAUGGAGGGCUGGCUGGCGGUGACGGUGAGCGGGCUGGUCACCGUGUCGCUGCUGAAGCCAGGCGGCGCUCUGCUGACGGCCAGCGAGAGCCUCUGCCGGCUAAGGGGCCGCGUGGCGCUGGCCGACAUCGCCUUCACCGGGGGUGGCAACAUCGUGGUGGCAGCGACCGACGGCAGCAGCUCGUCCCCAGUCCAGUUCUACAAGGUGGUGGUGAGUGUGGUGAGUGAGAAGUGCCGCAUCGACACGGAGCUGCUGCCCUCUCUGUUCCUGCGCUGCACCACCGACCCACUGAGGAGGGAGAAGUACCCCACCGUCACACACCUGAAGUUCCUCACCCGAGAGAACUCUGAGCAGGUGCUGCUGUGUGCGUCUCAUCAGAGCGGCAGCAUUGUGGAGUGUUGGUCUCUGAGGAAGGAGGGACUUCCUGUCAACAACAUCUUCCAGCACCGCUCACCUGUUGUGGGGGAGAAGCAGCCCACCAUCCUGAAGUGGAGGAUCCUGACGACCACCAGCGACCUGGAGAGAGUGUCGUCCAUCGCUCUGCCCAAACUACCCAUCUCCAUCUCCAACACGGACCUGAAGGUGGCGUCCGACACCAAGUUCUGCCCCGGGCUCGGCCUCGCUCUGGCCUUCCACGACGGCAGCAUCCAGAUCCUGCACCGCCUCUCUCUCCACACCAUGGGCGUAUUCUACGGUUCCUCCACUGGUCCGAGAACCGGAGACGAGUCGGCCAUCAAACGCCAGAGAACCGGAGGCCCCGCCAUCCACUUCAAGGCCCUGCAGUUCUCCUGGACCUCGCUGGCUCUGGCCGGGGUCGACAACCACGGCAAGCUGCACAUGCUGCGUGUCUCGCCCUCGAUGGGUCAGGUCCUGGAGAUGAACACGACGCUGCGCCACCUGCUGUUCCUGCUGGAGUACUGCAUGGUGACGGGGUACGACUGGUGGGACGUCCUGCUGCACGUUCAGCCCGGCAUGGUGCACAACCUGGUGGAGAAGCUGCACGAGGAGUACAUGAGGCAGAACCAGGCGCUGCAGCAGGUUCUGGCAACGCGCAUCGUGGCGGUGAAGGCGUCUCUCUGUAAACUCUCCCCGGCAACGGCGGCUCGAGCCUGCGACUUCCACGCCAAGCUGCUGCUGAUCGCCAUCAGCUCCACUUUCAAGUCCCUGCUGAGGCCGCACGUCCUCAACACUCCCGACAAGAGUCCCGGGGACCGGCUGACCGAGAUCUGCGCCAAGAACAUGGACACAGAUAUAGAUAAGGUGAUGAUUAACCUGAAGACGGAGGAGUUCGUGUUGGACGGCCCCCCCCUCCAGUCCCUGCAGCAGCUCAUCCAGUGGGUGGGAGACUUCGUCCUCUACCUGCUGGCCAACCUGCCCAACCAGGGCUCCAUGGUGCGGCCCGGCUUCGGCUUCAUGCGGGACGGGGCGUCUCUGGCGAUGCUGCGCGAGAUGCUGGUGAUGAUCCGGAUCUGGGGUCUGCUGAAGCCCGGCUGCCUGCCCACCUUCACCGCCACCUCGGACAACCAGGACAGCAUGCAGCUGCUGUUCAGACUGCUUACCCGGCUGUGGCUUUGCUCGCGGGAGGACGGCCCCCCCCAGGACCCCGAUGAGAGCCUGAUAGACGAGUGCUGCCUGCUGCCAAGUCAGCUGCUGGUCCCCAGUAUGGACUGGCUGCCGCUGAACGACGGCGUGAUGGUGAAGCUGCAGGGGAAGACGCCGCUCAGACUGCAGUUUGGGAAACCUUCCUCUGCGGGGGGGGGCACCGCCGGGCCCCUGGAGAUCUUCACCAGGAGUCCCAGCUCUCAGAAGAUGGAUCACCUGCGCUGCGUUCAUAUGGGCGUCUGUCCCACCGAGGAGAGCAAAGCCUGCACCAGGUGCGGCUGUGUGACGAUGCUCCGCUCUCCAAACAAGACAAGUGCCAUGAAGCAGUGGGAGCAGCGCUGGAUCAAAAACUGUCUGUGUGGAGGACUGUGGAGGCGGAUCCCUCCGAUUCUCACCUGAACGCAUCACCUGAACGCAUCACUGAAACCCGGACACGUCAUCGGACACGUCACACCUGUUUCAGGUUUUCUUCCUGUAAAUAUACUUUGUUUUGUAUUUUACUUUGUAAUAAAACUGUCAAAAUAAAAGCUCUGCUUCCUGUU